CUGUAGGCGCGCCUUCAGAUCCAUUAAAAUGACCGCCUCGUCACUUUAUUCCCUCUUUUUAGACUGACGGGAUCUCCCUUCCGCCGAACAGAAGAAGACGACGAAGAAGAAGAAGCAGCAGCAGCAGAACCGAACUGAAGAGAAUCCAGCACUUCCGCGAGUCAGCUGAGUCAUCAGCUCUCCGCGCCGGCCUAUCCAUCGCUUCGCCCGACGGAAAACCACGAGCCGCCUCCUGCGAUGGUGAAGAAGAACGUGCCGGAUUGGCUCAAUAGCUCUCUCUGGUCCACUGCUCCGUCCUCUUCUUCCUCCGACGAUCCCUCCCAACACUACUCUCCUUCCUCCAAGCCGGCUGUUUCCCCCAGGAAGAUAACGAGUGAUUCUAAUUUUGAGCCUCCGAUUCCCGUCCGGCCUCCGACGGUGGCGAGAGAAGAACAACCGCCUCCGCCUCCUUCCCGUUCUCAGAAACCGGAGAUCAAAGAUAGGAAUUCCCGGACCAGUAUUUCCAGUAACGCGAAUAGCAGUAGCAAUAGCAGUAUUGACAAGGAUGAAGAUCGCGAUGGCGAGAAUGGCGCCUCUCCUGCUAGCCCGUCAGCGGAGGAUAUCACGAAGCAGGCUCAGUUAUUGACCGAGUUGUCGAAGAAGGUAGUAAAUGUGAAAGAAUUAAGGAAGAUUGCUUCGCAGGGCUUGCCUGAUGGUGCUGGCAUCCGUUCUACAGUUUGGAAGCUUUUGUUGGGAUAUUUGCCUCCUGAGCGUUCACAGUGGUCAUCAGAAUUGGCUAAGAAGAGGUCCCAAUACAAGAAUUUCAAAGAUGAGCUUCUGAUGAAUCCUUCAGAAAUCACAAGGAAGUUGGAGAAGUCUACCAUUGAUGACGAGCCAAAGUCUGAAAGUCGUUGUGUGCUAUCAAGAUCAGAGAUAACUCAUGAUGAACAUCCUUUGAGCCUUGGGAAAACCAGCAUUUGGAAUCAGUUCUUCCAGGACUCUGAGAUUAUAGAGCAGAUUGACCGAGAUGUGAAACGUACUCAUCCUGAUCUGCACUUCUUCUCUGGAGAUUCAUCUUUUGCAAAUUCUAAUCAGGAAGCUUUGAAGAGCAUAUUGGUUGUGUUUGCUAAAUUAAAUCCUGGCAUCAGAUAUGUUCAGGGGAUGAAUGAGAUUUUGGCACCUUUGUACUACGUAUUCAAAAGUGAUCCUGAUGAGGAAAUGGCAGCCUGUGCUGAAGCAGACACAUUUUUUUGUUUUGUUGAGUUAUUAAGUGGAUUCCGCGACCAUUUCUGCCAGCAAUUGGACAAUAGUGUUGUGGGAAUCCGUUCAACAAUUACAAAGCUAUCCCAGCUUUUGAGGGAGCAUGAUGAAGAACUCUGGCGUCACCUCGAGAUUACAACCAAGGUGAACCCGCAAUUUUAUGCAUUCAGGUGGAUCACCCUCCUGUUGACCCAGGAAUUCAACUUUGCAGAUAGUCUUCAUAUCUGGGACACCCUUCUAAGUGAUCCCGAAGGCCCUCAGGAGACUUUACUUCGGAUAUGCUGCGCGAUGCUUAUUCUGAUAAGAAGGCGGCUCCUAGCAGGGGAUUUCACCUCCAUUCUCAAGCUUCUGCAACACUACCCGCCCACAAACAUCAGACAUUUGCUUUAUGUUGCAAACAAAUUGCGUCCUGUACCCAAUUGCUAAUUGCCGUCAAUCUGGUUUGCCUUCGUUUCCUCUCCUUGGUGUGGUCUCGGUGUAAAUUAGCAACUAACGGACACUCUCUCCUCUAGCUUAUAUGUGAUAGUGAGAUUAGUUCCUUGUUUAUCAUCCUUCCCUUCCCCUAUUGCUUUUUUUGCUUGUCGCUGAAAUGUUGUGUAAACGUCUGCUCAUUUCUACCUAAACUCCCCUCGUUUUGCCUUGUGGUGGAAUAGCUUUUCUACUGACGCCUGCUUUCUCCGUGAUAUUUUUACUGAAUGGUUAAAGGUCGUCCUAAAAACUAACCAUCGUCCUAACUUAAUAUGUAAUUUACCGAAUUGCCCAUUUGAAUUUCAAAAUCAAACACAAAACAAACAACCCAUCCCCUUCCAUAAAUCUAAAAAAAUAUAAACCAAAAUCCAACAAAUUAUCUUAUGGACCGAACAAUAAAUCGUAGUAAAAGAA
Linum trigynum is the source of this 2121-nucleotide messenger RNA. Lineage: Eukaryota; Viridiplantae; Streptophyta; Magnoliopsida; Malpighiales; Linaceae. The record is from the annotation of a GenBank genome assembly.